Cebus imitator (Panamanian white-faced capuchin) is the source of this 4287-nucleotide messenger RNA. It is a transcript of the gene FAM171B, whose product is annotated as family with sequence similarity 171 member B. The transcript has 8 exons. Bases 103 to 2595 code for a protein of 830 amino acids. The record is from RefSeq and is a predicted model, not a curated record. Lineage: Eukaryota; Metazoa; Chordata; Mammalia; Primates; Cebidae.
AGGGGGAGCGAGCGAGCGGGCGCUGCCGGGAGCCCGCAGCCCUGGCGCCCGCCGCAGCCCGGAGCCCCGCAAUAUGCCGCCGCGGCCCUCUGGCUCUCGGCCAUGGCGAGGCUCUGCCGGCGCGUCCCUUGCACCCUGCUUCUCGGCCUGGCCGCGGUGCUGCUGAAGGCGCGGCUGGUCCCCGCGGCCGCCAGAGCUGAACUCAGCCGCUCCGACCUCAGCCUCAUCCAACAGCAGCAGCAGCAGCAGCAGCAGCAGCAACAGCAAAAGCAGCUAGAGGAGGCUGAGGAGGAGAGGCCAGAAGUGCCUGGGGCAUCCUCCACCUUGACGGCUCCAGUGUCUGUAUUUAUGCUGAAAGUCCAGGUGAAUGACAUCAUAAGUCGUCAGCACCUGAGCCAAGCAGUUGUAGAAGUGUUUGUAAACUACACGAAAACAAAUUCCACAGUAACUCAAAACAAUGGAGCAGUGUUGAUAAAAGUACCCUACAAAUUAGGACUUAGUUUAACUAUUAUUGCUUACAAAGAUGGCUACGUGUUGACCCCUCUGCCUUGGAAAACCGGAAGAAUGCCAAUAUAUUCAUCAGUUACACUUUCACUGUUCCCGCAAAGCCAAGCAAAUAUAUGGCUAUUUGAAGACACUGUUUUAAUUACUGGAAAAUUAGCUGGUUUCCUUUUUCCAGAUGCCAAAUCUCAACCAAGUGUUCAGUUUUCAAAAGCCUUAAUUAAACUUCCUGACAACCAUCAUAUUAGCAAUGUUACCGGCUAUCUUACAGUUCUACAACAGUUUUUAAAAGUGGACAAUUUUCUAUAUACAACUGGAAUUACACUCAGUAAACCAGGUUUUGAAAACAUUGAAUUGACUCCUCUAGCUGCAAUAUGUGUGAAAAUAUAUUCUGGAGGAAAAGAACUAAAGGUCAAUGGCUCCAUUCAGAUUUCUCUUCCUCUUCUACGUCAGAAUGAUGUAAGUGCAGGAGAUCGCAUACCUGCUUGGACAUUUGAUAUGAACACAGGUGCCUGGGUAAAUCAAGGUCGGGGAAUGGUCAAGGAACAUAACAGUCAUUUAAUGUGGACAUAUGAUGCACCACAUUUGGGCUACUGGAUAGCAGCUCCACUUCCAGGAACUAGAGGUUCAGGCAUAAAUGAAGAUUCCAAGGACAUAACUGCCUACCACACAGUGUUUCUUACAGCCAUAUUAGGAGGAACAAUAGUCAUUGUCAUUGGAUUUUUUGCUGUACUACUUUGUUAUUGCAGGGAUAAAUGUGGUACGUCACAGAAAAGAGAAAGAAAUAUCACUAAACUUGAGGUCCUCAAGAGGGACCAGACCACUUCAACAACACACAUAAAUCAUAUCAGUACAGUUAAAGUUGCAUUAAAAGCUGAGGACAAGGCACAGUUAUUCAAUGCCCAAAACUCCUCAUAUAGUCCUCAGAAAAAGGAACCAUCAAAGGCAGAAACAGAAGAAAGAGUUUCCAUGGUAAAAACUCGAGACGAUUUUAAAAUCUACAAUGAAGAUGUUUCAUUUCUAUCAGUCAAUCAAAAUAAUUACUCAAGAAAUCCAACACAGUCUUUGGAGCCCAAUGUAGGGUCCAAACAACCUAAACAUAUUAACAACAAUCUAUCUUCAUCUCUAGGUGACGCUCAAGAUGAAAAGAGAUAUCUCACAGGUAAUGACGAAGCGUAUGGGCGUUCCCAUAUUCCUGAACAGCUUAUGCAUAUUUACAGCCAGCCCAUUGCCAUCCUUCAAACAUCUGACCUUUUCUCCACUCCAGAACAGUUACAUGCUGCUAAGUCAGCUACUUUGCCAAGAAAGGGACAGUUAGUCUAUGGCCAAUUGAUGGAACCAGUAAAUCGAGAGAACUUUACACAGACAUUGCCCAAAAUGCCAAUUCAUUCUCAUGCACAGCCCCCAGAUGCCAGGGAAGAGGAUAUCAUACUUGAAGGUCAACAGAGCUUGCCAUCCCAGGCUUCAGAUUGGAGCCGAUAUUCAAGCAGCUUACUGGAAUCUGUCUCUGUUCCUGGAACACUAAAUGAGGCUGUUGUAAUGACUCCAUUUUCAUCAGAACUUCAAGGAAUUUCAGAACAGACCCUUCUGGAGCUGUCCAAAGGAAAGCCCUCCCCCCAUCCCAGAGCCUGGUUUGUGUCUCUUGAUGGAAAACCGGUUGCACAAGUGAGGCACUCCUUUAUAGACCUGAAAAAGGGCAAGAGAACCCAGAGCAAUGACACCAGCCUGGACUCUGGUGUGGACAUGAAUGAGCUUCACUCAAGUAGAAAGCUUGAGAGGGAGAAAACAUUUAUCAAAAGCAUGCAUCAGCCCAAGAUCCUUUACUUAGAAGAUUUAGACCUAAGCAGCAGUGAGAGUGGAACCACAGUCUGUUCCCCUGAGGACCCAGCUUUAAGGCACAUCCUAGAUGGAGGGAGUGGAGUGAUCAUGGAGCACCCUGGGGAAGAGUCCCCAGGAAGGAAAAGCACCGUUGAAGAUUUUGAAGCUAAUACAUCCCCCACUAAAAGAAGGGGCAGACCACCACUAGCCAAAAGAGAUAGCAAGACUAAUAUCUGGAAGAAGCGAGAGGAACGCCCACUGAUUCCCAUAAAUUAACUCCAGCAGGGGUUGUGUGUCUGCUGUGUUGUGGUGUUUAUUCUUGCUUCUUGUUGUAAAUUGCAGUAUGAACAUAGGAAGUUGAGACUGAGAAAUCUCAUGGUUCUUGGACAUGUCUCAAGCAGAGUAAAUGGUAAUUUAGUAAUCGGAGAGAAAGAUACCAAGGAAUGCUUUUUCUGGCCUAUUCAUUUAUUUUUUUGAUGAACUUAUUAUAUCCAAGUUUUCAAAAUGUAAAAUAGCAUCAACAUAUUAGGUAUCUGAAAAUGUUGCUCAGCCAGCCAGUUUGGCCUUGACUCUCUUAAGAAUAACAGUGAAACAUAUACUCCUCAAGUUGCCUCCAAAAAUGUUGCCUCUACCAUGGUUACUACACCAUGGAACAUUUAAAACAAAACUGUCUUCAGGCAUCAUAUUCUUUUAAAUGUUACUAUUAUGUCCUCUUCUGCCUAUACUCAAAAAUAACUUGAUAAAUGACCUCGACUGAUGUUACUCUGGAGUUAUCUCAAAGAAAAUGUUGUUUGAUCUUUAAACAAACAGCAUGUGUAUUGUAUCAUCCCAAAUAUAAAUCACACGUUCAUGUAAGAUGGGAAAUAAGCUACUUGAUCAUUAGAGGGACACACCAGCUCUUUGGUUGUUUUUGGAUAUAAAUUCACAAAAUGAGGUGUUAAUUUUUAAUUUAGAAAUUUGAGAAAGUCAUGCUCUAAUACUGAGUUUUUAAAAAUCAUUUUUUCUUCCCCUCAACAAUGAAGCAAGUUUAGCUGUCAAGGAAAACUUUUUACAAAUCUGAAAAAACAAUCUGUGACUUUGGUUUAAGGCUCACGGGUACUUUCAGGCUAGAUUGGAUGUAAUAUAUUUCUUCUAUUCUAAAAACCAGAACUCAGUCACUUAAAGGCUAUGAAAUAAAAAAAAAAAUCAACAAUGUGAAAGUUUUUUGAACACUAAAAUUUAAUUAAAUAUGUGGAGAUAAAAUAAACAUUGAUUUUUUUUUCUUAACUAUUGAUGACAAGAAAAAGAAAUGCCAUUUUCCUGAAGCUCAAAAAUACCUUCAGGAUAGUAGCUGUAUAUCCAGAUACUGAUUUGCAUAAAAGAUGUUUGAGGAAAACAGUUUCAAUUUCAGGGCAAAAGUAAGUUUUUCCUUAAGUCACUCAUAGCCUUUGCAACUUCUUUUUUCAGUUUGUAAGUAAUGUAUCUAUAUUAUUUUCAUCAUAGCAAGUGUUCAAUGGGAACAACUGUUUUUAGUUAUGUUUUUAACUCUGAAUUAUCAUUUAUACGUCCUAAAAAUAAAAGCUCAUUAUUCAUUAAAAUCACCUGAUCCCAUUUUUCUUAAAAUUUCCCUGAAGGCAAAUGUCUGAAGCACCUUUCCCUUGAGGUGGGUGGGGAAUUCUAAAUUGCUUCGUUUUUCAUUCCCUACUCUUCAAUAUGGGAGCAACAUGGAGACCCAAACCAUGUAAACAAAUUCAGUGAACCAAAAUAGCCACAUUAGCUUCAGUAAAAUUGUGGCUAGAUGUGCAAUGACAGACAACAGCUUUUGUCCCCAAGAUCUUAGAUGUCAGCCAUUUCUUUCCUGCAACAUCUAACCUGUCAACAUCCUACCAUUCUGUAUAAACCCAAAGAACAUAAAAACCCUAGGAAAUAUUUGCCAUAUAUUACCCCAAUCCAUAGAAGAAAUAAAUGUCAUGGGUAAUACCUAGGCUU